UAAUUUCAAACCGCUUACAAGUAUCGUUUCGUUUCUGCUAUUAAAACCCUUUCCGAUCAAUACUCCUUCUUAGUUCAUAACCCCAAAAGUGUCUUCUUUUAUCUGUUUCGUUCACUUAAGCAUAAGAUAAAUUCGCAGCAACAAUGGUUGAUGUUCUUGGUUCUUGUCAACAAGGUUUAUUCAGGGAUUUCGGUAAUCAUCAUCUGAGCAACUUAGAUUCACAAUCUCGUGUUGAAUUUUUGAGGGCUCGAUUCUCUGGUACCAUAAUCAAAUCAGAGGUUCUGCUUGAAUUAAAGGAUGAGAAAAACGAAUCUCUUAGAUUGCAGAAGGAGAAGAUAUUGACGGGAAAGAUGCGACUGCAACAACAAGCCAAAAAUAGAGCUGCCGCUGAAAUUGCUUCAAGGAAGAAUCGAGAAGCUAAUUUGCAAAGACAGAGAGAUAGAGCAGCAGCUCGUAGGGCAUUAGAGGAGUUGGAAAAGAAUGUUGCGGUUGAUGACUGGCACAAAACCUAUAAGGACUUCUUGACGCUGAUUAAUUCUAAGUGAGACACAUAAACAAGAUUAUUGCCCCUUGCUUUUCAAGUCUAGUGGUGUCUCAAUUAGAUGAAAAGAAGUUCUU
Messenger RNA from Papaver somniferum (opium poppy), 618 nucleotides. RefSeq lists its product as uncharacterized. Lineage: Eukaryota; Viridiplantae; Streptophyta; Magnoliopsida; Ranunculales; Papaveraceae. The record is from RefSeq and is a predicted model, not a curated record. The transcript is spliced from 4 exons. The coding region runs from base 144 to 545 and encodes 133 amino acids.